Messenger RNA from Camelina sativa (false flax), 2269 nucleotides. Its product is annotated as patellin-5. The record is from RefSeq and is a predicted model, not a curated record. Lineage: Eukaryota; Viridiplantae; Streptophyta; Magnoliopsida; Brassicales; Brassicaceae. Gene Ontology annotation, molecular function: lipid binding.
UUACAUUGGAUACCCUCUUCUUUGACCAUUCUCUCUCUCAAGCCUCGACUCUCUAGUAGUCAGUCUCUCUACCUGAAAAACCCGCUAACGUUGCUCUCUCUAUCUGUCUCUGUCCCUUUCUUCUACCUUUUCCAAUACAACUCAAAUAAAUAUAAAAUGUCUCAAGAUUCUCCAACUACUACUACUACUCCGCCACCACCUUCAACCUCCGGUGAAGAAGUAGAGCCAAAGCUUGUAACUCUGGAAUCAGAGGAGGCACCGGAGCUAAUUCAACCGCCGUUGGCGACUCCAGAGCCAAAUCCUCAGCUACCUUUAAUGCCGGAGCUAGAGCAGCCUAACCACGUGACGGAGGAGGAUUUAGAGCAGACACAUGAAGUGACUUCGGAGCUAGAGGGUCUCAACCACGCGGCGGAGGAUUCAGAGCAAACACAAGUAAUGACCCCGGAGACAGUGACUUUGGAGCCUAAGGUUCAUGCGGCGGAGGAUUCAGAGCAGACACAACAAAUGACGCCGGAGACAGUGACUUUUGAGCCAGACCCGUCGGACGAUGAGUUAGAGAAGACGGAGACAGAGCCAUCACAGAAACUGAUGUUAGAGCAGAGGAGAAAGUACAUGGAGGUAGAAGAUUGGACUGAGCCGGAACUACCGGACGCGGCGGUGUUAGAAGCUGCAGCAUCCAUCUCUGAGCCGAAGCAAACGGAGCCUCAGGCGGUGUUAGAAGCUGCAGCAUCCAUACCUGAGCCAAAGCAACCGGAUCCUCAGGCGGCGGCACCACCUACUACUACUGCUUCUUCCGGUGAAUCUAGAUCGCUGGCUGAUAUGAUGAACAGAGAAGAAGCUGAAGCAGAAGAGAAACCAAAGAUUCAGAUUCCUCGUAGUCUUGGCUCAUUCAAAGAAGAGACAAACAACAUCUCCGACCUUUCAGAACACGAGUUAAACUCACUUCACGAGCUCCGUCACCUUCUUCAAGAAUCACAAGAUUCAGGCAAAAGCUCUAUAUGGGGUGUGCCGCUACUCAAAGACGACCGAAGCGACGUCGUUUUGUUCAAGUUCCUAAGAGCAAGAGACUUCAAACCUCAAGAAGCUUACUCAAUGCUCAAGAAGACACUCCAAUGGAGAAUCGAAUUCAACAUCGAAGAGCUUGUCGAUGAAAACCUCGGAGACGAUUUAGACAAGGUUGUGUUCAUGCAAGGACAAGACAGAGGGAAUCAUCCUGUCUGUUACAAUGUCUACGGUGAGUUUCAGAACAAAGAUCUUUAUCAGAAGACGUUCUCGGAUGAAGAGAAGAGAGAACGGUUCUUGAGAUGGAGGAUCCAGUUUCUUGAAAAGAGUAUAAGGAAUCUUGAUUUUGUAGCUGGUGGUGUUUCAACGAUCUGUCAAGUGAACGAUCUUAAGAAUUCUCCAGGACCUGGUAAGACUGAGCUUAGGUUAGCUACUAAGCAAGCUCUUCAUCUUCUUCAAGACAAUUACCCUGAGUUUGUCUCUAAACAGAUAUUCAUCAAUGUCCCAUGGUGGUAUCUUGCGUUCUAUAGGAUUAUUAGUCCUUUCUUGACACAAAGGUCAAAGAGCAAACUUGUUUUCGCAGGUCCUUCAAGAUCUGCAGAGACACUUUUCAAGUACAUUUCACCAGAACAUGUCCCUGUUCAGUAUGGUGGACUAAGUGUGGAUAACUGCGACUGUAACUCGGAUUUUACACAUGAUGAUGUCGCUACUGAGAUUGCUAUUAAACCAGCUACUAAACAAACCGUCGAGAUUAUUGUUUAUGAGAAAUGCACGAUCGUGUGGGAGAUAAGAGUAGUUGGAUGGGAGGUUUCGUAUGCAGCAGAGUUUGUUCCAGAGAACAAAGAAGGGUAUACAGUGAUCAUUCAGAAACCAAGAAAGAUGGCUACGAAAAAUGAACCGGUGGUAUCUCAGAGCUUCAAAGUUGGGGAAGUUGGUAGGAUUUUGCUCACGGUCGAUAACCCGACUUCAACCAAGAAAAUGCUUAUCUACAGGUUUAAGGUUAAGCCUUUGCCAUGUGAGUAAGUAAAUCGCAUCUUACUUCAUGUGUUGCUUAGUUUAGAAUUAUUAUGAUCAUAUGAUUGUUAGUUGUAUUUUUUUCUUUUUCUUUUAUGUAUGGUGACUUAUAUGCUUGUGUGGUUCUGUUUUGCGCUAAUUCUUUUGUUUUUAUAUUGUAUUUUCUCUCAUAUCCAAAUUUCUCCCAAGGACGAUGAUGUUUGUGUGUUGAAUUGCUUUUAAAGGGAAACCAAGCCUUAGGCUUCUAGUAGUA